AUGUUAUUAAUAUUAAUAUAGGUGGCCUUAGCUGAAAGAAUCUUCACUCCAGUCAUAAGGCAUGUUUAUGAAUAGAUUCCUCACACCUUUUAUUCUCCAAAUGUCAACUCUACACUCCUCCUACAAUAUAAUAGGUAAUCAGUAAGAAUAUUAUUAUUUAGCUAUCCAGGAGUAUAUAGUAUGGAAUUAGGAGAAAUUAUUGAUGGAAAUUAUUUUCGAAUCCAUCCUAAUGUGACUCUAGAUCCAUUCACAUUACCUGGAUGUAAUUAAUAUGAAAGAAGGUUGAUUUAUAAACAUUUAGCUAAUCAAUCAACUUAAUCACCCAAUGCAUUUUUGACAAAUAUGUACAUAGAUGAUAAUCUUGUAUUUGUUACAAGAAGUGAUAAUUCAAUUCUGACAUUCGAAAUUGUCCUUGAUAUACUUGAUAGAUCAGUAAAUGACUUAAAACUUAAAAGCAUACAAACUACUCAUGGUAGUAGUUUAGAACACCAUAUAGCAUGUUUCAAUAAAACAUGUGCUGUAUUUGGUUAGGAUUCAGCUUUUCUAUAUAAAGAUCCUGAUUUUUAACUAAUAGAUUUAGAAAAGAAUAUUUAAGGAAAAGGAAGCUUUCCAAUAAAAAUAUAUUUUGAUGAAAAAUUAAAUGCUCUUUAUUUAAUUUAUGGUACUAAUUUAGUUGAAGUUUAUUAAUUCACAGAAACAAGUCUUAUAAGAUUUACAUCAUUUACUGCAGGUUAAUAAAUUGUGUCAGUCAGAACUAAUCCUGAAUCAACUAUGUUAUAUUUAUUAGAUAAUUAAGCUGGAUUACUUUUCUAUAAGAUAUUAUCUAUAGGAGAAUAUGUUGAUACAGGAUUUAUGAUUGCAUUGAAGAAUUGUUAAUAGUUUGAUUUUUAUUAAAAUACUUUUUUUUUAGUAGCUGAAACAACAGAUAGUAUUCCAUAUGCACUUGAAGUUUUAGUAAAUGAAGAUUCAUAUUAUUUUAAUAAAAUAUAUUCAAAAGAUAUGGAUAUAUUUGAUGUUUGGGUUGGAGAACAUAUAGCAAUUUUAAUUGGAUCUGAAGUUCAUAGAGUAAUAUAUCACUCAGUAUAUAAUAAAUUUAUAAGUGAAAGUGAAACUCCAUUAUUCUUUUAAGAUAUAGAUCUUAUGAAUGUAGAAGAAUUUAGAAAGUGGGAAUCUACAUAAUAUACAAAAAAUGCUAUAGAAUAAGAUCCAUUUUCUAAGACUUCUUUUUAAUAUAAAUAAUUUUUUAUGGUAGGCAUUUCUAGCUAAUAACUUUCAAUAUUUUCUAUAAAAUCAAUUUCUCCAUGGUUAUAAUGUAAACCAAUUAGUACAAAUACUACACAAUAUUAUUUGAAAAUGAAUGCUACUAAUUGUCCUACAAAAAUAAAAGAAAAUGAUCAUUCAGCAUUCAAAUAAUGUAUAAUAAUGCAUAAUUUUACAUUGGCAGGAAAAGAAAUAUAUUUUUAUGAAUAAGAUUAAAUGACAGUAAUUAUUGGAGGAUGUGUUUUGAUGUAAUAAUUUAAUUAAUAAAAUUUAGUGGUUUUGUAUUGUUAUUAAUAAUUGCAGUUGUUUGUGUUAAAAAAUAUCUAGAUAAUAGGAUUGAAUUUUAUAUAUUAUAGGAAAAAUAACAUGUUAGACUUGAAGAAUUAGAACCUGAAACCAUUCCUUCAGAAAAUGUUAUUGUAUGA
Paramecium pentaurelia is the source of this 1685-nucleotide messenger RNA. Lineage: Eukaryota; Ciliophora; Oligohymenophorea; Peniculida; Parameciidae. The record is from the annotation of a GenBank genome assembly.